CCUGCAGAGAUGACUGUCAACGUAAAGUACACUACAGACUGCAGCAGGCCAGCAAAUAGUCUGUUUAAUUUGGAGGAAACACCUUGGACUCGACUUUGACAGCUUCUUCCCUGCGUGCUGACGUGAACAAAACGAGCCAACCGGCAAGCCAACGCUAAAGCUAUUCUAUGUCCACAGGUUGCAGUAAGCAGUGAGCUGUCAGCUCUGUCCUCUGACUCCAAGCAGCUGGGGAGAUGUGAGAAGGGGUCAUGCCUCUGGUGAAGAGGAACAUUGAGCCUCGGCACCUGUGCCACAGUGCCGUGCCCGAUGGAAUUGGCAACGAGCUGGAAUGUGUAACCAACAACACGCUGUCCGCUAUAAUUCGACAGCUCAGCAGUCUGAGUAAGCAUGCAGAAAAUGUUUUCGGGGAGCUUUUUAAUGAAGCCAACACCUUUUACGUGCGCGCAAACUCUCUUCAGGAUCGAAUUGACCGCUUGGCCAUCAAAGUCACCCAACUAGACUCCAGUGUGGAGGAGGUUUCCCUUCAAGACAUAAACAUGAGGAAGGGCUUCAGAAGCUCGAGUGUCCAGGACCAGCAGGUUUUAUCCAAGGGCAGCCUUCCUAGUGCUGUAGCCGACAUGUACAACAGCAGUGACAGACCUCCUCCUCUCAGCAACCUCACUGCUUACAGAGAGGAUUCUACUGAUGCAAUGAAAUACUACUCUGACCCAUCAUACUUUUUUGACCUGUGGAAAGAGAAAAUGCUUCAGGACACAGAGGAGAAGAGGAAAGAAAGGCGGAGGCAUAGGGAACAGAAGCGAUGUGUGGACAGCAGCACCAUUCAGCGUGAGGUGAAGAAAGUCAGAAAGGCACGAAACCGCAGGCAGGAGUGGAACAUGAUGGCGUUUGAUAAAGAGCUCCGUCCAGAUCACAGACAUCCACAGAGUCUCAGGCGAGGAGCAUCAUCUGAGGGCUCCCUUUCGCCAGAUGGGAGGCCUGACCUCUUAGAUUACCCCAUCCCUCCAGUGCCUGCCCAUGCUGCUUGUAACUCUGCCAAGUCUCACGUUCCUGGGAACACGCAUCCCUCACCACCUGUGGAGCAUGAAUACCAAAGCAUUGAUGUCAACUACAAGAGAGUAACCUAUGCCGCAGCAGAGCCUCGUGCUGCAGACCGAAUGAACGGUUCAAUUCGUCUCCCUGCAGAUUACAAGUCUAUCCCACCACCUCCUGCCCCCGGCCCUCCAAUCCCAUCAGCCCAGACAGCCUUUGGUUUUCCACUGGGUGCACAUCCUCCAGCGCCACAUAAUGGCGUUGGGCACGCGGGCCCGGGCUGCCCACUCCCACCAAUACCUCCUCCAGGGAAUCACACGGUCCCUCAACCCCCGGGUCCCCCACCUCCUCCUCUCCCUCCGCCAUCUGCACCCUCACACCUAGCGGGACACAGUGAAGGCUGCAGACGUGAGACCAAACCUGUGAGAGACGCAAGAAGUGACCUGCUGUCUGCCAUCCGCAUGGGCAUCCAGUUGAAGAAAGUCCAAGAGCAGCAGGAGCAGCAGAGCAAGCGGGAGCCGGUGGGGAACGACGUAGCCACCAUCCUUUCCCGACGCAUUGCAGUUGAGUACAGCGACUCUGAGGAGGACUCUGAGCUUGAUGAGAAUGAGUGGUCGGACUGACAAAACACUGCAUUGGUCUUUUCUCCACUGGAUCUUCAGCACAGAUGAAAGAAAACUGUGAAACACUCCAUCUAGCUCCAUCUAGUGGAGUCUUUGUACCAAGCCACUACUGCCAAAAUACCUCUACCUUGUAGUUUUUAUUUCUACUUUCAUAAUAAA
Messenger RNA from Maylandia zebra (zebra mbuna), 1811 nucleotides. Its product is annotated as actin-binding protein WASF3. The record is from RefSeq and is a predicted model, not a curated record. Gene Ontology annotation, cellular component: cytoskeleton; SCAR complex. Lineage: Eukaryota; Metazoa; Chordata; Actinopteri; Cichliformes; Cichlidae. Gene Ontology annotation, molecular function: Arp2/3 complex binding; actin binding; protein kinase A regulatory subunit binding. Gene Ontology annotation, biological process: actin cytoskeleton organization; positive regulation of Arp2/3 complex-mediated actin nucleation.